AUGCCUAAUAUCGGGUUCCAGAACCUCCCCCUCAACAUCUACAUUGUGGUAUUUGGCACGGCGAUCUUCGUCUUUAUCCUGAGCCUGCUCUUCUGCUGCUAUCUAAUCCGGUUAAGGCAUCAGGCCCGGAAAGAACUGUAUGCCUAUAAACAGGUCAUAUUAAAAGAAAAAGUAAAAGAGCUGAAUUUGUAUGAGAUUUGUGCUGUUUGCCUAGAGGAAUUUAAGCCCAAAGAUGAGCUGGGUAUAUGUCCCUGCAAGCAUGCCUUUCACAGAAAGUGCCUCAUUAAAUGGCUGGAGGUGCGGAAGGUUUGUCCCCUCUGCAACAUGCCUGUCCUACAGUUGGCACAACUACACAGCAACCAGGAGCACGGACCUCCGCAAGGACCUCUGCCUGGUGCAGAAAACAUUGUAUAG
Staurois parvus is the source of this 414-nucleotide messenger RNA. The record is from the annotation of a GenBank genome assembly. Lineage: Eukaryota; Metazoa; Chordata; Amphibia; Anura; Ranidae.